AUGAAAUCAAUUCUAUUUGUGUUAGUCAUGCUUAUGAUUGUUGUAGGGGAGAGACUUAGCAUAAAUGACCCAAAAUGCUACAAAUAUUUCUAGAAGUUUGGAACAGCAAACAAUCCAGAUGGAACAGGUGCAUCUUUAGCGGCAUUUACAGGAGAUGUGUAAUUUGUGAACCAAGCUGAUGUAAAGGUGACCUUGAGAUAUUCAGACGAGAAACUGUUUAAUGAUCCAAUGUACUUUGGUUUAGUUUAAGAAGAUGGAAACCCAGAAGAAAAUACUUGUCUUGAUCUUAAAUUAUGGAAAUUUAGUUCUAAUUAAUACUCUAACCCAAUUUAAAUAACUGAUUUACCAAUAACUUCAUCAAACAAUUCUUAAAGAAAAUGGAGGUUUUACCACUUUACAAUCCCUCAAACAGAUAUAAAAAAAAGAUUACAAGAGACAUCAAAUUCUGAUUAAUUUAUCUACAAAGGAUAUUUUGCAAUUGGAUAUUAUGCUGCUAUUGUAGAUUAAUUAUAAUAUACUUUUUAUUUUGAAUUCUCUGUUACAAUUGAAAAAGAAACUGGUGUUGGAAUUGAUACCGCUUUUAAACCAUUUACUUCAUUUUCAACUUUUCAAUGCAUGAUAGAUUAACCUUGUAUAGCCACAGCUGAUACUUCCUUAAAAUGGUGUUCCGACUCUUCUUGCUCAAUUCCUCUUACAACUGCCCCAGACCUCCAUUUAAAUGAUCAAUUUGUUUUACAAUAAGUUAUAACAAGAUCUGGGAUGACUGGUUAUUAUUUAGUUGAAACUGAAGUCUGGUACACAGGCAAUGGAUUAUAUAAGAAAGCAAAACCUAUUAAUAUGAAUAAUGCAACUAAGGGAUAAGUUAUAAUCUAACUAAGAGCUGAAAUUGUAUGGCAAGCAGUCACAAUUCGAGUUACAUCUGUAUUAUCAACAUUUUAUGCAGGAGGAAGAAGAUUGUUAAUAUAAACUUAAUAUGAUCCUGUAACAGGAGAAACCAAUUAAAUUGAAUGUAUUAAAGCUGAAGGAAAAAACACAUGCGCUACAUGUGAAGAAGAAUGUUAAAUCAAUAAUUUUGCUAAAGAAGGUUGCCCUAAAUGCUCAUCCAUCUAAACUCAAAACUCAUCAAACUCAUCCACCUAAACUGAGAAUCAAUCCAACUAAAUAAACUAAACGGAAAAUCCAUCCUCCUAAACUGAAAACCAAUCUACAUCCGAAAAUCCAGCCACCUAAAAUGAAAAUUAAACCACCUAAACUCAAAAUUCAUCGACCUAAACUCAAGGCUAACCCACCUAAACUUAAAAUUCAACCAUCCACACUCAAAAUUCAUCCAACCAAACUGAAAAUUAACCCACCUAAACUUAAGAUUCAACCAUCUACACUCAGAAUUCAUCCAACCAAACUGAAAAUUAAUCAAACUAAACUCAAAAUUAAUAAAACUAAACUGAAAACUCAUCAUUUUCACUAUGGGUAGCAUUUGAUUUCUUGGCCUUAACGUUUUUAUGUGUGGUCUGAAAUAUACGAUUAAUCAUAUAUUAUAUUAAAAU
Messenger RNA from Paramecium sonneborni, 1544 nucleotides. Lineage: Eukaryota; Ciliophora; Oligohymenophorea; Peniculida; Parameciidae. The record is from the annotation of a GenBank genome assembly.